Molecule: messenger RNA, 1158 nt
Organism: Microdochium trichocladiopsis
Lineage: Eukaryota; Fungi; Ascomycota; Sordariomycetes; Xylariales; Microdochiaceae
Exons: 2
Coding region: 1-1158 (385 amino acids)
Source: RefSeq, a predicted model, not a curated record
AUGAAGGGAAUGCUGCAGUCAACCCGCGGCGGGCGCGUCAGCAAAGUCACAAAACCUCGCGCUCGCCAGAUCCGUCGGCCCAACACCUCUGACGUCGUCGACCCUGCGCUCGAGGACCACGGCGUGGACGAUCUCGUCGACGAUGUAGAACACCACCUCGCCGACGACGAUCAGGUUGUCGAUCAGGGAGACCAGCAGCAGCAGCACGACCCCCAGCUCCAUGUGCAGCCUGAGGACCACGAGCCCAAAUACCACCAUGAUCAUCAUGCGGACUUUGACCCCGAAGCUGCUGCUGCGGCCGCGGCCGCGGCUGCAGCGCAUCACGAACAACAACAACAGCAAGCGGCAGCUGCAGCAGUGGCAGAGCAGGAACAUCAACACCAACAGCAGCAACAGCAGCAGCUGGACCUGACUGCAGCCAGCAUACUCGCAAGCAGCGUACAGAAUCCCAACGAGCACCCAGAUCUGACCAGCACACAUUUGGAUACGGCUGGGCACUCCACAGAGGAUUUUGCCCAUCAGUCGGGGUAUCAGAGUGUAGUGGUCGAGAGCGCACUUGCGAAACGACUAGCGCGCGAGCCUGGCAUGCGCCUCGCGCAGCAGCGGCGGCCCGAACAAGCACUCAACCUCGGCCGGCGGAGCAACGUUGAAGCCCUCUUUGCGCACAUUGCCGGAGAGCUUGCGCCGGUGCCCUGCAAGAACUGCCACAAAGGCCACGGCCCCUGGAAUAGCUGUGUCAUUGUAGAUGGCCAAAUGUGCGGAAGCUGUGCGAACUGCUGGUUCAAUGCUUCUGGGGCGAGAUGCUCGUUUCAUGAGACACGCAACCCUCAGGUACACGGCCAACCUGUGUUGGCCAAUGAUGGCGCAUUCCAUAUGCCGGCGGCUGUACCGACAUCAGCCAUGUCGCAUUUCAACUUCGCCUCUCUGCCCGCUUCUGCAGACCCAGUCGUGCGUUUCACCGUAGAAAGAGCAAUGGCCGAGGUGCGAGGUGCCGACAAGAAGACGAGGCAUAUGCACAUGGUCGAGGCUGCUGCUCGGCAAUUAGCUUUCGCCAUCUGUCAGUACGAAGACGCAGUGAAUGAAGAAUUGGACAUCAGCAGCCAGCACCACCAACAAGGCCCGCCGCCAGCAGUCAUGGACGAGCAUGAGCCGCAUUAG